AUGGUGGUGCCUGAGAUGAAUCCUGACAGUGAAGAAGACGCAGAUGAUUUGGCAUAUGCUAGUUUUAUCAGGGCUAGGACUAAGCCAAUGGUAACUUCAGAGCCACUUCUUAAGCGACUCACUACACGGUUGCAGAAAAAAGAGGCUCUAGAGUCUGCUCUCAAGAAGAGUAAAAAGAGUCGGAGAAGGAGAAGGUUGGUCAAGGAUGGAAACGUUGUACAAGAAAAGGAUGUCCUUGUAGUUGAUGUGGAUGAGGAAACCAAAAAGGAACCUAGUUUCCUGACCCACAAGUCUUCAAGACUCUCUCUCUCUCAAUCCAAAAGGCACAAAGGGUGUGAGAGUCCUUUCAAGAGUGUUGAUGCAAUUUCCAGUGAAAAGUUGGUAAAAAAUUCUGGUGACAAGACAGUGAAGGAGAGUGGUGACAAGUCUGAUGAGGAAGAAGUGGAAAAAUCUGGUGAACAUAUACAGAACAAGUUAGUGGAGAAGGAAAAGUCUGUUGGCAAGGCAGUGAAAAGAAAAAGGGAUGAUGAUAAUGAGGAACCUGGUUCCAUCAAGAAAGCAAAAGUUAGUGGGUCUCUGAGGUCUGAGAAAAGGAUGUUGGGGAAUCAAAAAGUACUGUGGGGCCGCACAUUAGCCUCUGACAUUCUAGAGAUUGCUGGGAUGAGACAAUUAGUGGACAUUUGUGAUUCUCAACAGUGGACCAAUCUGUUUAGAAUUGAGGCUCCUAUAGUGUAUGAGGAGGAGGUACGGAGUUUCUACACCAGCCUCUUCACAGUAGAUGGUUAUCAAAUCUGUGUGUUGAUAAAUGGGGUGGACAUAAUAAUGGACUUUGCCUUAUUGGGGUCAAUUCUGGGUGUUCCUGCCGAAGGACUGUCAUCUGUUCAGGCUGCCUGCACACCAAACUUCAGAAAUGCCAUUGUUAAGGACAAGGCAGUACAGCAUGGGGAACAAGCGCAUAAGAAGACAAUCCUUCCAGUAUAUCAGUUGCUCUUUGAGAUGGUUAACAAUGUGCUGCUUCCCCGCGCUAAAAGAAGAUCUGUUGCAUCCAAAGACGACCUAUUCCUUAUGGAAUCCUUGGAUAAUUUCACCACCAUCAAUUUGCCUGCCAUAAUGAUUGAGCAUAUGCAGAAGGUAGAAAACCUUAGAGAUGGGAAUCUUGGACUACCUUAUGGGUUCCUUCUCACAAAGGUCUUUGAGAUUUUCAAAGUACCUCUAGGUCAGGCCAAAGUGGGCACCAAAAAGAAAUCCUUUUCAAAAACUACUCUUGAGGAGUGUGAGUGUAUUGACAAACUCGGAGGAGUUGGAAGCACUUCCACAAUAUCUCAACUGAUAAAUGCUCAGAAUAGUGCCACAGAAGAGAUCCGAAAGUUGAAGGCUAGGAACGCGAUUCUUGAGAGUCAGCUCAGUCAGUUGCAAGAGGCACCUGGUUCCAGUAGUUCUCACAGCUCAGAAGUUACACGCCUAACAAAGGAGAAUGCUGAGCUCAGGAAACAGGUGGAGGACCUGAAAGAAAGACUGCUCAAUGAGCAACUGUCCGCGAAUGCUCGCAUGGAUCUUGUCCUCGAAACCCUUGCUUCCUCUUCCAAGCCCCCUUCCUCCAGUGUCCCCUAA
Molecule: messenger RNA, 1611 nt
Organism: Nicotiana attenuata
Lineage: Eukaryota; Viridiplantae; Streptophyta; Magnoliopsida; Solanales; Solanaceae
Exons: 1
Coding region: 1-1611 (536 amino acids)
Source: RefSeq, a predicted model, not a curated record